Molecule: messenger RNA, 777 nt
Organism: Kluyveromyces marxianus DMKU3-1042
Lineage: Eukaryota; Fungi; Ascomycota; Saccharomycetes; Saccharomycetales; Saccharomycetaceae
Exons: 1
Coding region: 1-777 (258 amino acids)
Source: RefSeq, a predicted model, not a curated record
AUGGGCGAGUUGGAUAGCCAGACGGACAGUAAAGCGGGCGAUGGAUGGUUUUACGUGGAGAAGAUUGGCGAUGAGACUCAUCAGUUCUUUUUAGGGUAUUGCUCGUGGGGAUUGGGCGAUGAGCUGGAGAUAUGGGUGCAUAUAGAUGGGUACGAUUACGGGUACGACUACGGACGCUCAGAUGGGCAAUUAAGCGACGAGGGGCUGCGACAAGUGAAAGAGUGGUGUGCUAAGGUGUGCGAGCCCCAGGCCCAGGCCCAGACGACUAUCAGGGAAGAUGGCUCGCAAUGGGUUCUUGGCUGUAAAGAUGUGGCAUUGGAGCUUGAUUUGACGGAGCACAGGCUUGAUAUGGAGGAGAUUUACGGAAGAGCGAUGGAGUUAUUUGGUUGUAAGAUGAGGGUGUGGGAGAGUUUAGCGAGUGAAGCGCAGGAGCAGGCGUUGCAGUUGGUGGAGGAGACGAGACGUAAGGUAAAGGAGGAGCUGGGGGAGGAGCCGAUGGAGCAAGGUCGUACUGUUUCUGGUGGUUUGAGAGGUCCGAAUGUACAGCGGUCGCCUGUGAAGCGGGAGCGCGAAGAGGAUGAAGAGCUGGGGGAUCAUGGGGGGGCUUCGGCGGGGCCGCACGCAUACCCGUUCAUGGGGAUCAAUAUUUCGAGGACCAGUGUGAGCGAGGCCUCAGCCCCUGCCAAGCCAGAGCCAGGGCCAGAGCCACAGGGUGAAACAGAGACCGAGACAGAGGCCGAGGCCGAGGCCGACACAGACACAGACACAGACACGUGA